Eublepharis macularius is the source of this 2538-nucleotide messenger RNA. RefSeq names its product kinesin-like protein KIF19. The record is from RefSeq and is a predicted model, not a curated record. Gene Ontology annotation, molecular function: microtubule motor activity; microtubule binding; ATP binding. Lineage: Eukaryota; Metazoa; Chordata; Lepidosauria; Squamata; Eublepharidae. The transcript is spliced from 15 exons. Gene Ontology annotation, biological process: microtubule-based movement. The coding region runs from base 1 to 2538 and encodes 845 amino acids.
AUGGGGUCCCCUUCCACAAGGGCCUCACCCAGCCCGGGUCAAAGGAGAGCGGCGGGGGGAUCUGGGACCGCCACGGGCCCCCCCACCUCUGCCACCCUGAAGGAGCUGAGAGCCGAGCAGCAGCUGGUGGUGGCUCUCCGGAUCCGUCCCAUCAAUCAAACUGAGAUGGAGGAAGGAGCAGGGGUCAUCGCCCACAGGGUUGGUGACCAGAUGGUGGUCCUGAUGGAUCCAACUGAAGAUCCAGAUGACAUCUUGCGCGCCAACCGAUCCCGAGAGAAGACUUUUAUCUUUGACAUGGUUUUUGACCACAGGGCGAGCCAGGAGGAGGUAUAUGCGUGCACAACCAAAAAUCUCAUAGAAGGAGUCAUUUCAGGAUACAAUGCUACAGUUUUUGCAUAUGGACCUACAGGUGCUGGGAAAACGUACACUAUGCUAGGGCUGGACUCUGAACCUGGCAUCUACAUCCGAACGCUCCAUGAUCUUUUUAGAGCUAUUGAGGCCACCAGUGGGGACAUGGUCUACUCUGUCUGCAUGUCGUACUUAGAGAUUUAUAAUGAAGUAAUUCGUGACCUCCUGAAUCCAUCAUCAGGAUUUUUGGAACUCAGAGAAGACUCUAAGGGGAGCAUUCAGAUUGCAGGAAUUACAGAAGUCUCUACCACCAAUGCACAGGAGAUCAUGCAGCUGUUAACCAAAGGGAACAAGGAACGCACUCAAGAGCCCACUGCCGCCAACAAGACCUCUUCACGUUCACAUGCAGUGUUGCAAGUAACAGUGAAGCAGUCAAGCCGGGUGAAGAAUGUGAACGAGGAAGUGAGAGUCGGAAGGCUCUUCAUGGUUGACCUAGCUGGAUCGGAAAGAGCAGCUCAGACACAGAACCGAGGCAAGAGAAUGAAAGAGGGCGCUCACAUCAACCGCUCACUGCUUGCCCUGGGAAACUGCAUCAACGCCCUCAGUGAGAAAGGGGGCAGUCGGUCCCAGUACGUCAAUUUCCGAGACAGCAAACUCACUCGCCUUUUGAAGGACUCCUUGGGAGGCAACAGCAGGACCGUGAUGAUUGCUCAUGUUAGCCCAGCCAGCACUUACUUUGAGGAGUCUCGAACUACCUUGAUCUAUGCGUAUCGAGCGAAAAACAUCAAAACAAGGGUCAAGCGCAACCUGCUCAAUGUUUCCUACCACAUUGCUCAGUACACCAGCAUCAUUUCAGAUCUGCGCAGGGAGAUUGAGCGCUUGAAGGCGAAAGUUGAAAACCAAGACAAGGAGAGAAAUUUGCUUGGUUCUGGCGCUAAAGAUGUACAAAGCAGAGAGGAAACCCACCAGGACUCCGAGGAGUGCAGUCGUCAAGAGAUGAACAAGCUCCGGAAGCAGCUGAUUGGGGCCUUCAAGGACCAAAUGGACAUGCGCCACAGUCUGAUGGAACUGGAGAAAACCAACAUGGAGUUGCACAUCGACACCUCCAGGCACCUGCUAACGAUUGCAGAUUGGGAACGAGAAAAAGCUCACCAAGCUUGCAAAUAUGGCAAGCGGCAUGCAAGUGAAAGAGACCAUGAAGCCAUGGAGGAGGAGGAAGAAGAGGAGUCCAGAGAGGAUUCACCAGAACCUCAUGAAGUAGUCGUAGCCAAGGAGGAAAUCAACAUGUUGUUGGCAGAGCAGCGAAAAACGGCAGCCUUAAAGGCAGAUCUGGAGCAACGCCUGGCCAAUGCCAAGAAGAAGGCCUCACAGAUGGAGAAGCUCUUGCCCAAGCAGAUCACCAGCGAGGACCAGAGGGAGGUGCUGCGGCUCCUCUGCAAGGCCCAUGAGUUGGAGGUGGGCAGCACGGAGCUGCAGGCCAAUGCUUUGUAUAAGGAGAGCCUCCUCUGCCAGAAGGAUUUUGUCAUCCAGCGGCACCAGCAGCACCGGCGUCUUUGUGAAGAGAUCAUUCAGCAGCAGCGCUCACUGAUCAAAGACCACAACGUCCCAGUUCCAUCCCCACUGGGAAAGCUGUAUCGGCUGUAUUCCCGCGAAUUAGAGGAAGGGACCCUAAACCGGCUGCUUGCGUUUCACUCACUGAUGUCCAGUGCAAUUCAGCAGAAGACACCAGGUGUUUCUUCAAAAAAGGGGGUCUCCAGGCUCUGUUCCCCAAUCUCCCACAACUUCGGCAGGAAAAAGUCCAACACAGAUAUUCCCAGCAGCCCAUUGAGCCAGGAAGCUCUGAAGGAGAUGGCCGACAGCACAAAACGGAUUGCGCUCGUUGCUGCCAGUCGCCGCUCCCGGGCCCGUGACAGACACCCCAGCAACGAACUCUCUUCCCUCCAUUUUUUGGAGGAUGAAUUAUUGGAGAUGAAGUACGCACAACCUAGCUUCACUCCUGAUCAUUACUCCAAAGAUAGCAAGAGCAUCGACGGCAUCCCGACAGAACCCUGGGGAAAGGAACAGCCAUAUCCCAGUCCUUGGAAGGAGCCAGAGAAAAAAAGCAGGAGGAAGAAAUUCUGGGAAAAGAAAACGGGGAAGAAAAGAUCACACUCCCUUGAACCCACCUCCCCAAUGGUACAUUUGCUUUAA